AUGAAAAUUAUCCACGACUUUGCAGACAUCGUCACCGAAAAUAGAAGCCCACUAAACCAGACUUCUAUCAAAGAAUUCAUCCUCCUUGGAUUCUCCAACUAUCCUGAAUUCCAGACUUUCUUCUUCUUGGUCUUCUUCAUUGUUUACCUGAUGACCAUGCUGGGGAAUCUUUGCCUCAUCCUGCUGGUCGUCUCUGACAGCCACCUCCAGACCCCCAUGUACUUCCUUCUCAGCAACUUGUCCUUCAUUGACCUUUGCUACGUGACCUCCACAAUCCCGCAAAUGCUGGCAAACUUCCUCCGAGAGUCGAAGGCCAUCUCCUACGCCGGGUGCAUGGUCCAAAUCUUCUCCCUAAUGUCAUGUGUAGGUUCAGAGUGCAUCCUUCUAGCAGCCAUGGCUUAUGACAGGUACGUGGCCAUAUGCCAUCCACUCCUAUAUCCAGUCAUCAUGAGCAGGAAAGUGUGCCUCCAAAUGGUGGCUGGGUCAUGGACAGGAGGGUUCCUGAACUCCCUCAUCCACACUCUUCUGACCUCGGCCUUGUCCUUCUGUGGACCCACAGAGAUCCGUCAUUUCAUGUGUGAUGUUCCACCUCUCUUGGAGUUGUCCUGCACUGAUACAUCACUUAAUAAUAUUGUGCUCCAUGUGGCCAGUGUCUUCAUUGGCAUCAGUCCCGGCUGCUUUAUUGUCAUCUCCUACGCGUUCAUAGCUUCUGCUAUUCUGCGGAUCCGUUCGGCCAAGGGCAGGAAUAAGACCUUCUCCACUUGUACAUCGCAUCUCACAGUUGUAGUCACCUUCUUUGGGACAGCUCUGUUUAACUACAACCGGCCCAAUGUGGGCUAUUCGUUAGAUGUGGACACCCUGGUGUCAGCUCUGUACUGUGUGGUCACCCCCAUGUUCAACCCAAUCAUAUAUAGCCUGCGGAAUCAGGAAGUGAAGGCAGCUCUGAAGAGAACGGCAAAGUGGAAGCAGGAGACAUUCUAA
Molecule: messenger RNA, 981 nt
Organism: Candoia aspera
Lineage: Eukaryota; Metazoa; Chordata; Lepidosauria; Squamata; Candoiidae
Product: olfactory receptor 5V1-like
Exons: 2
Coding region: 1-981 (326 amino acids)
Biological process (GO): G protein-coupled receptor signaling pathway
Cellular component (GO): membrane
Molecular function (GO): olfactory receptor activity; G protein-coupled receptor activity; odorant binding
Source: RefSeq, a predicted model, not a curated record